ACAAGCAGUUGUAAGAUGUCAAAUGCCCAUUUAUGUAUGAUUUUGACUUGAACAAUUUCCGUCUAUUAUUCGUCAAUAACGUGGUCGUUAUGGUUAUAUUUGAUUGUAAUUAAAUCAAAUAUUAGUUUAUCUUAUAUGUGUAACCAAUUGCAAGCAAUUAGCAGAAUUAUUUUCAAUUAGUUAAUCAUGUCUAAACGCCGAAUAGAUAUCAUAGAUCCUUUUAUUAAAAAGAAAAGGGAAGAACGUGGAAUGUCCCUGACAACUACAAAUGUCCUACCAAAAGUCAAUUCAUCGAUUAAUCCUUUGACUGGAUUACCCUUUACUCAACGUUACCAUAACCUCUACAGCAAACGUAUAUUGUUGCCAGUAUUCGAGUAUAAGGCCGAUUUCACUAGACUGCUUCAUGAGAAUCAGUGUAUUGUGUUAGUCGGAGAAACUGGUUCAGGAAAGACAACCCAAAUACCGCAGUGGUGUGUGGAUUAUGCAAGGUCGGUAGGAAAGAAAGGUGUCUGCUGUACUCAACCAAGAAGAGUAGCUGCAAUGUCCGUAGCUCAACGUGUUUCCGAGGAAAUGGACGUUGCGCUUGGACAAGAAGUCGGUUACAGCAUUCGAUUUGAGGAUUGUUCGUCUGCGAAAACUAUUCUCAAAAAGUUGUAGAGAAUUGUGUAGUGCCGCAGCCAGAGAUGGUUUUCAACGUGGGCCGUAGUAGUAGUGUUGUGAGGCACGAACUUCGGUUGACAGACAAAAAUUUUUCAGUACGUUUCUUAAAACGCUCACAUGUCAAAAUAUAUAAAUUCUCAUUUGUUCUUUUUAUUACCCAAAAAGUGUACAUCUACUACCUAGAGUCAAAAGCCUCUCGGCACCCAAGAGCACACAUCACAAUAUUUGUGUCGUGGCUCUUAUCACAAUUCACCACGCGUUGUGACUAUUAAGGAAACCUUAACAAGUGCUUAAUGUUAUCUGACAACCAUCUAAAUUCUACAAAUUAAAAAAAUUAGAUUCCGUAACGCAAACCCAAUUUUUUAAUGAGCAUUACUAAUUACUUUUAUUCGAGGUGCCCACAUACAAAAUUCCAUUUAAAUACUUUAACAAUUGAAAAAAUUAGGUUCUCUGUUGCAUUGGGCAACUUUAGCAGUGGUUUCUAAAAGAAUAAUUGUAUCGCGGCGACACCUGUUACUUAUAUCAAUAGUAAAUUUUACUGACGUUAUUAUGUUUGAAGUAGCUGUCUGUGGGACGGUAUUAGCUCGGGUAUAAAUUAGUCAAUGCCCUAUAUUUACUUACAAGUUGCCACUAUUUAGACCAUAAAGGUUUCUGCCGGUUGAAUACACAUGUGAACACAGGUGAGCAGUAAGGCUUACGCAAACCUACGCGGUGGCGGUGGCGGGCAAUAGAAUGCACACAUUUUAUACAGGCAAUGCAUACUGAAGCGUUCAAGCGGUGGCGGUGGAGAUCAGUGCAGCGAACAAACGCGGCAAUCUAGAGCGGUGGCGAGCGACAGCUGCACUCACAGUUGGUCCGCCAGUUUGCGCUGCAUGUCUCGAAAGAAAAUGACAGAACAACUAAUUGAGUUAGUGAGAGGAAAUCCAAUUUUAUACGAAGUUACAUGUAAGGAGUAUAAAAAUAUAAAAAAGAAAGAUAACGUAUGGGAUGAAUUGGCCAUGAUACUGGACAAACCUGGUGAAGAUAAGUGUAUUUGUUUAUAGUUUUAGUACAUUGUUAGGCAUUAAAAAAAAGAAACAAAUCUAUCCCGUACUUCAAAUGCCAUAUUUCAUCAAUUGGUAGUGUGCGUAAAAAAACAUGUGAUCUCGCGGAUUGAACGCCCUAGUGUGCGGCCUUACGUUCGCCACCGCUACCGCGACCGCGUAGGUUUGCGUAUACCUUUAUGUCUGGAACACGAUAUAUGUUCAAAACAAGAUUUUGUUUAACGAAACUUUUGCAUAGCUUAAAUUUGUGGUCAGUGGCUUACUUCUGGAUAGUGACAGGGCGUUUUUUUAUAGCAACAUACAAAUCUUAUUAUAUUACGCGAGUGAGAUAUUACAUAAUCAAAUUUGAGGGAACAACUCAAAAUAAGGAAAAUAAUUUAUAUUAUAAUUUCACUAUAAUCUCUUCACCCAACA
Photinus pyralis (common eastern firefly) is the source of this 2117-nucleotide messenger RNA. RefSeq names its product pre-mRNA-splicing factor ATP-dependent RNA helicase DHX15-like. The transcript has 3 exons. Lineage: Eukaryota; Metazoa; Arthropoda; Insecta; Coleoptera; Lampyridae. Gene Ontology annotation, molecular function: RNA binding. Gene Ontology annotation, cellular component: spliceosomal complex; intracellular anatomical structure. The record is from RefSeq and is a predicted model, not a curated record. The coding region runs from base 187 to 657 and encodes 156 amino acids.